Molecule: messenger RNA, 1592 nt
Organism: Eucalyptus grandis
Lineage: Eukaryota; Viridiplantae; Streptophyta; Magnoliopsida; Myrtales; Myrtaceae
Product: serine/threonine-protein kinase SAPK3
Exons: 10
Coding region: 345-1349 (334 amino acids)
Biological process (GO): protein phosphorylation; intracellular signal transduction
Molecular function (GO): protein serine/threonine kinase activity; ATP binding
Source: RefSeq, a predicted model, not a curated record
ACGUCGGUCUGUUGUCAGCGUCGGUCCAGUAUUGUAAUGGCAUGCUCUGUCCCCUGAAGUCUUCUUGAUGUUAGAGAAGACCAGCUUCGUGCGUAGAAGACGACCUCUUCAGCUUCGGUUUUUUGCUUUCUUUUCUCUUCCUUGUCACGUUUCUUCCCGACCCCUUUGUUCCCCUUAGAAAGUGUCUUGAGCCGUGAAGAUUCUUGGAAGUCUGUUUGCGCGUGUGUGCACAGUUCGAGUCCUGAAGACCUCCUGAAGACCCGUUCUUUCACCUUUUCCUUGGGUUCAGCUUUGAAGUUCCGGCUGAGGUGGCGUGCUUGAUUGGCGAGUGAGGGGUGCGGAGAAUGGAAGAGCGUUAUGAGCCAUUGAAGGAGCUCGGCUCUGGGAAUUUUGGAGUGGCGAGGUUGGUCAGAGAUAGGAAGACAAAUGAGCUUCUUGCUGUCAAGUACAUAGAGAGGGGAACCACGAUUGAUGAGAAAGUCCAGAGGGAAAUCAUCAACCACAGAUCCCUGAGGCAUCCAAACAUUGUCAGAUUUAAGGAGGUCCUGUUGACCCCUACUCAUUUGGCUAUUGUCAUGGAAUAUGCGGCUGGUGGAGAGCUUUUUGAGAGGAUAUGCGCCGCUGGUCGUUUUAGCGAAGAUGAGGCAAGAUUUUUCUUUCAGCAGCUCAUAUCCGGCGUCAGCUAUUGUCAUACCAUGGAAAUUUGCCACCGAGACCUUAAACUGGAAAACACACUACUCGAUGGAAGUCCAAUGCCUCGUCUCAAGAUAUGCGACUUUGGUUACUCAAAGUCCGGUCUGUUGCAUUCACAACCCAAAUCAACGGUUGGAACGCCGGCAUACAUUGCUCCAGAAGUUCUGUCAAGAAAGAAAUAUGAUGGCAAGAUUGCAGAUGUUUGGUCUUGUGGUGUGACACUAUAUGUGAUGCUGGUUGGAGCAUACCCAUUCGAGGAUCCUGACGAUCCUAGGAAUUUCCGGAAGACCAUCGAUAGAAUAUUGAAUGUCCAGUACUCCAUACCAGACUAUGUGCGCGUUUCUGUGGAUUGCAGGCACCUGCUUUCUCGCAUAUUUGUCGCCAAUCCUGCUGAGAGGAUCACUCUCCCGGAGGUAAAGAAGCAGCCUUGGUUCCUGAAGAACUUGCCAAAGGAGUUGAUCGAAGGUGACAAAUCGAACUACAAAUCAGAAAAGGACCAACCCAUGCAGAGCGAGGAAGAAACGAUGAAGAUCAUACAAGAGGCGCGGAUGCCGGGCCACGGACAAAAAGCCGGCGGGCCAGGUGUGGCCUCAGAGCCCGACCCUGACGAAGAAGCUGAUCUGGAAUCCGAAAUUGACGUCAGCUGUGAUUUUUAGGCCCCUGGAUGAACGAUGGUAUCGAGUUGACGGUGGAACUUCAAGCAUGUAAAAAGCCAAGCCAUGUGUAGUAGCCAGAGAAAAAAAAAAAACGAAGGAAAAGAGAGAGAGACGUAAGGUAAACUGUUCCUCAAGAAUGAAGAAACUUAAGACGGUGUGAAAAAAAGGAGUGAAUCUCCAAUCCUCUGCUGAUUGUACCGGCAAGAACUCGUAUCCAAUUUGACUUGCUUUUCUCGAUCUUUG